Molecule: messenger RNA, 3370 nt
Organism: Bactrocera latifrons
Lineage: Eukaryota; Metazoa; Arthropoda; Insecta; Diptera; Tephritidae
Product: coiled-coil domain-containing protein 6
Exons: 6
Coding region: 335-1954 (539 amino acids)
Source: RefSeq, a predicted model, not a curated record
UGAUAACUCUGUCCAGUCGUCAUCAGCUCAGCAGCUAUCGUUGAAAAGGAAACGGCAAAAACCGAAAAAAAUUUGCAAAGCAGAUUGGUGUCGGAUUCGAUUUAUUUGGAGCUCGGAGCUACUAAGAGAAAAGAAUUAAACAUUUUGUCAAUAUUGCUGAAAAAUUGCUGCUAAAAUAUUACAAAAUCCAUAUAUUAUUAUAAAACAAUUAUUUAUUUCAAUUUUGGUUGGAAGUUUGAAAAGAAGGCAAAAGUGAAAAAGAGACUGAAAGGGAACAGCAAAAGAUUGCAGAGCCGCAAUUUUUCUAGUAACUCGUAAAAGGUGAUAUUCAGAUAUGGAGAGUCCUUGUGAAUCGGAGAGCUCCCUAGACGGAGGUACCAUGCUUCCACCCAGUCCAGUGUCUCGAGAGCAGUUACAAAAACGCAUCGAAUCGUUGACACAACAAAAUAAAGUACUCAAGGCUGAACUAGAUACAUUUAAGAUUAAAUGCAAAGUGGUGCAGGAGGAGAAUCGUGCACUCAAGCAAGCGUCCGUUAUAAUUCAAGCGAAAGCGGAACAGGAGGAGGAGUACAUAUCGAAUACACUUCUAAAGAAAAUUCAAGCCUUAAAGAAAGAGAAGGAGACUUUAGCACACCAUUACGAACGAGAAGAGGAGUGCUUAACCAAUGAUUUAUCGCGUAAAUUAGAUCAGCUUCGGCAAGAGAAAUGCAAGCUAGAGCAAACUCUUGAACAGGAGCAGGAAUGUCUUGUUAACAAGCUAAUGCGCAAAAUUGAGAAGCUACAAGCCGAAACGGAUAAUAAACAAACCAAUUUAGAGCAAUUGCGUAGAGAAAUGGUGGAAUUAGAAAAUACAUUGGAACAAGAGCAGGAAGCCUUAGUUAAUAAGCUCUGGAAACGUAUGGAUAAACUCGAGACCGAAAAGCGUUUAUUGCAAAUUAAACUGGAUGAACCAGUUUCCGAUCCAACUACACCACGUGAUAUAACCAAUGCCAAUGGUGACACUGCCUCUAAUUUAAGCGCUCACAUACAGACUUUACGUUCCGAAGUAGUGCGAUUGCGUUCCAAUCUCGCGGCAGCACAAAAGGAGGCCACUAAGAAAUUACAACAAUUUGCACAAGAAGAAAAGAGUAUACGCGAAGAAAAUGCACGCUUGCAGCGCAAAUUGAAAUUAGAAGUAGAACGCCGUGAAGCACUGUGUCGCCAUCUAUCCGAAUCGGAAUCAUCGCUUGAAAUGGAUGAGGAGCGGUUCUACAAUGAAAAUUUAUUAGGCGCCGUAGGCACCGCUGGUGGUUUGGGCAAUGCAGCUGCUGGUGCUGUGAACACACGUCAACGCACGAUCAGCAGCCCCGUUUCGCAUAGUCCAUCGAAUAGUCGGCCACUUAGUCCAGGUUCAGUACACCAGAACCGCUGUUAUGCCUGUGGUCAAAUUGUGAAUCGCCGUGCCAGUGAACGUUUCAUUAAACCAGCACUACCCACACCCAUGCUGGGUCUCAACACUUCAGCUCCUAAUGUGCUCAGUGGUAGUUCGCUUUUGGGCUCAGCCGGCAGUGGUGGUGUCGGCAGCGGCAGCGGCGGCGGUACAAAUCCCAAUUUAACUAGCGCUACUUUAAACUCUUCCACGCUUUUUGGCGGCACUGGUGGUUUCUUACAGAAUUUGAAUGCAGAACGUUUAAGUAUUGGCGGCGGUGCGAGCGGCAGUGCCGCAUUGCUCGCAAGCAGCAAUAAUGUCAGCAACAACAUGAGUUUGAACACUAUUAACAAUGGCACUGCGUCGUCACUGCAGCAGGCUUCCAAUCCAAUCAAUAUUAGUAUCAAUAAUUCGUCCGCUAAUCUAACGAAUAGCAUGAAUACCAGUAAUUCGUCGUUGUCUGCAUUUACACCAACAAACACCAACUCAUUCACUUCUUUUGCACAGCCAGCCAGUCCCAUGGAUACGUCCGUAUAUAAGGAGUAAAAAAAAAACAGUGUCAGUGUUUAAAAUUUUUCUUAAACAACAGCACGGCAGACGUUGAAAACAAAUGACCGCAAGAAAACUGUUAUUUCGAUUAUGGAAUGAAAUGGAUUUCGAAUUGACUUGAAUGUUAUGAUUAUUUUUUUUAAGAAUUAUCGGUUUACUGCAACAUUUAGUUAAACUGGUCAGGAUAUUAAAUUAUGCAAACGAAUGAAAGACGAAUAGCUCGCUAAAAGAAAUAUAUAUAUAUUAUUAGUUAGAAACACGAGCAUAACAACAAUAAAUUUAUAAUGGACUAUAAAUAAUGACCAGCAACUGAUUUUGCAACAAAUAUGGUUAAAAUGGCGAAAUGCUACAUUUCAAGUAUAACCACAACGAUUUAAAAAUACAAAAAAUACAAGAAAGAUUUACCUGUACGUACUACAUUACAACAAUCAAAGCUCACUCGCUCAUUAACUAAAACUUCUUGCUGCAUUCGCGAAGCAUGCAUACAUACAAACAUACGCAUACAUAUACUAUAUGGAAUAUGCUACGUUAGCUUAUAGAGAGGUAAACGCAUUAAUUUGCUCAAAUUCCAGCAGCAAUAUAAAGGAUAUUUAAGCACUCGACGAAAAUUCGGAACAUUGUGUUUGUACCGGCAACAUCUACUACGCACACACACACACCCGUAUACGUAAAUGCCUAAAACAAUUUUAAUUGACUUAAAUCGCGCCGUCGUGGCAGUGAAUUUUCCCCAAACAAACUGGUAAACUGGUAUUUCCUUAAAAUACUUGCAAUAUUUGGUGGAUGUGUGUAUUUUUAGUGAAUUUUUCUUAUUGUAAUUUGUUUUGCUACACUCAAUUUACCUAAUAACUUAUACGUAUAUAACUAUAGCUCUACCGCAAACAAUACGAUUACAAAUUAUAUAAAACAAACUUCAAGGUAGUCCUUUAGUUGUAAAUGCAUACAUAGAUACAUUGAACAAACAGCAGCGGCAAAACGCUGUUAUGCAGUUGAAAAAAAUAUAUAUGCAUUAGGGUGUACGUUAUUUUCCCAAGAUUUUUUUUUUUUUCAAACGCACACUGAAGUUUCAGUCUUAUUGAUUUUGUCCAUAAAAAUACAACUUCAAGAUUUAUGCGCGGUCAAAGUUAUAUGUACAUAUGUACAUCAAAUGUAUUGAGCAUUCACACCAGUGAUUUAUACAUUCUGUGUUGCUCAUACGACAUGGUGUACUGUAUGAAUACAGUACAUAAAAUCCAUAAUUUUAAGUGCAUAAAAGUUCGAACAAAGAUUUUGAAAAAAAUUAUUCAAACUUUUUUGUAGAGUGGAAAUUUUUGUACUAUAAAAUCAUAUUUUCAAAGUAGUAGACUUAUUUGCUUAGAAGAAAAAAAUGUAUGGCAAAACACCAAUAAUCUCAUAUAAAUUGCAAACAUGGGAACA